AGUCUCCUCCUUGGGGCUGGGCCUUCCUCUCCUGUUACAGUCUGUAUAGACAGGGAAUCCCCUCCUGAUCUCAGACACACAGGGAGAUAUGGCAUCUCUAAGGCUGGCAGGCUGCCUCCUCCUGGCCUGGAUGUGGCUGCUGGUCUCUGUGGUGCACUCUGGUCCCACCUAUGAGACCUACUACUUUGAUCAGAAGAUUGACCACUUUGGGUUCUAUGAGGACUACACCUUUAAGCAGCGUUACCUGGUAUCUAAUACCCACUGGAAGACACCUGGGGGCCCCAUCCUGUUCUACACCGGGAAUGAAGGCGAUAUCACCUUGUUCAGCAAUAACACAGGGUUUAUGUGGGAUAUAGCGGAGGAGCUUCGUGCUCUGCUGGUGUUUGCAGAGCACCGUUAUUACGGAGAGUCUAUGCCGUUUGGUAACCUGUCGUACAGUGACCCCAAACACUUGAAUUAUCUGACCUCCGAGCAGGCCCUUGCAGACUUUGCCGUCUUAAUACGGUUCUUUAAAAAGAACCCUGAUGCCACGAACAGCCCAGUGAUCGCCAUUGGGGGGUCUUAUGGAGGCAUGUUGGCGGCCUGGCUGAGAAUGAAGUACCCUCACGUUGUAGUGGGGGCUCUGGCAGCGUCUGCUCCUAUUUGGCAAUUUGAGGAUUUGGUUCCCUGCAACUUAUAUUAUCAAAUCGUGACAAAUGACUUCAAGGAGAGUGGAGCUGGCUGUGAUGAAAGUAUCUCUAAGUCCUGGUCGGCCAUAAACCGCAUGGCAGGAUCUGAUGAAGGCAUCCGAUGGCUCUCCAACGCGUUUCACUUAUGCUCUCCACUUAAAUGCAAGGAUGAUGUUGCAGCAUUUAAAAACUGGCUGAGUGAGACCUGGGUGAACCUGGCAAUGGUGGACUAUCCGUACCCUGCCAACUUCCUGGAGCCUCUGCCUGCCUGGCCUAUUGAGGUGGUUUGUAGCUUUUUGAAAAACCCCAAACUUGAGGACAAGGCACUUCUGCAGAACAUCUUCCAGGCGAUCAAUGUGUACUAUAACUACACUGGGGACACGCCGUGCCUUAACACCUCUCAGACAGCCGUGGGGAGCCUGGACGACCUCGGCUGGAGUUACCAGGCCUGCACGGAGAUGGUGAUGCCUUUCUGCUCUGACGGGGUCACUGACAUGUUUGAACCACAGUCGUGGAACUUUGAGGCCUUUUCGGAAGAAUGCUACAAGCAGUGGGGAGUCCGACCCCGUCCCUCCUGGAUUACUUCUGUGUAUGGUGGGAAGAACAUCAGCUCCUCCAGCAAUAUAAUAUUUAGUAACGGUGACCUGGAUCCGUGGUCAGCCGGCGGCGUGAAGGAGAGCAUCAGCGAGUCUCUCGUCGCCAUCCUUAUAGCCGACGGAGCCCACCAUCUGGACCUGCGUUCUAAUAACGCGUAUGACCCCAAGUCUGUGCUCGACGCUCGGGCUUUGGAAGUCUCCUACAUGAAGAAAUGGAUCCAAGAAUACAGAAAGCAACUCGGCGUUAAUGGACUAUAAAUGGAUUUUGGUGGCUGGACAGUAAUAUAUCCACUAAAGGGACCUCUCUAUAUUCUGAUUAGUGGAAUAACAGAACUUUUUUUUUUUUCAUUGUCCUGUACCAAACAAUUGGAAACGGAGACCUCAGUUCUGUCCGCCGUUGGCAGAAUUUGCUGAGCCAUAUUUCGGUAGGGGGGCGCGUGUAAAUAGCAUGACCUUCCUGGUGAGAGUUGAUAUGUACCUGUGAGACGUGUGCAGUAUGUGGGGAAUCUUUGUAGAGCACUUUUCCUUCAUUUUUCUAAAUACAUUCCAUGUGCGGCCAAUAGGAAACCUGGAUAUUCGUGGUGUCUGUUGCAGCGCGGUUCCAAUGGAAAUUAAAUGUGUGACGGAGUGCCAGGUUAGCCUGAGCCGUGGAGACGCAGCUAAUUUAGCCUUGUUCUACAUGGUCCUGUUACUAGGCGGUACUGUCCUGAUAGUAUUCCGGCCUGCGCAGUGUUUGUGUAUCCGUUCUUACAAUCCAUACGUAUAGCUCUCUGACCAUUCCCACCUGCAGAGCUGCCGUCUACUGUGAGCUUGGUCAGUCUCUGAAGAGCUGCCAUUGGGGGUAAUUCCAAGUUGAUCGCAGCAGGAUUUUUGUUAGCAAUUGGGCAAAACCAUGUGCACUGCAGGGCAGGCAGAUAUAACAUGUGCAGAGAGAGAUAGAUUUGGGUGGGGUGAGUUCAAUCUGCAAUCUAAAUUGCAGUGUAAAAAUAAAGCAGCCAGUAUUUACCCUGCACAGAAAUAAAAUAACCCACCCAAAUCUAACUCUCUCUGCACAUGUUAUAUCUGCCUCCCCUGCAGUGCACAUGGUUUUGCAAAAUUGCUAUCAAAAAUCCUGCUGCGAUCAACUUGGAAUUACCCCCAUGAUACGGUAUUAUGAUAACGUAGGUCUGUGAUGGAAAUUCAGAGAUGAUUAUUCAUGUGGUCAUAGAAAACUGACUCCCCAACGUGGUCAUGUGGCUCACGUAAUCCAUUCCUUUCCCGCUGUACGAGCGUUGUAGGCCUGGAUCCAGCGCUGAUCUGUUUCUUUGCCUACAGGACUUUGGGGUCUAUUUAUUAAGCCCUGGACGGAGAUAAAAUGGACGGAGAGUACCAGACAAUCAGCUCCUAGUUGCCAUGUUACCUGCUGUGUUUAAACAAUGAUAGUUGCUAGCUGGUUGGCUGGUACUUUAUCUCCAUCCUCUAUCUCCAUCCAAGGUUUAGUAAAUAGACCCUUUUAUUCGUUCCCUUCUGCAAUUGCUAAACCUUCUGUUGAUACUAAUUUGCUUGUUCCUUGUCCGGUGCUGGCACAUCACUAAUCAGAAUUGUCUAAUCUGUCUGGGGGACUGGAUCCUUCCGCGUGUUAUCACUUUACCGGUUUUGGUGAAAUAAUCCCGCAUUUACCAGUUUUACAUGGUUGUCUGGUGCUGAGAAAUCACACAGCAAUAAAAAUUAAUUUUCCUACAUGAA
Molecule: messenger RNA, 2989 nt
Organism: Pseudophryne corroboree (corroboree frog)
Lineage: Eukaryota; Metazoa; Chordata; Amphibia; Anura; Myobatrachidae
Gene: PRCP
Product: prolylcarboxypeptidase
Exons: 9
Coding region: 89-1522 (477 amino acids)
Biological process (GO): regulation of blood vessel endothelial cell migration; proteolysis; negative regulation of systemic arterial blood pressure
Molecular function (GO): serine-type exopeptidase activity; dipeptidyl-peptidase activity
Source: RefSeq, a predicted model, not a curated record